ACAUUUCAUCAUGUGGUAUGACGCGAAGAUUGGAUUAAAAGGAUGACAAGAUAGAGACAAGUGCCAGCUAGUCAGGGACUUAACCAAAGAGGAGAUGGAAGAACUAAAGAACGGAAGCCAAUAUGACUUCACAAAAAAAACUGCAACAAAAAACCAACGCGGCGUUUAUCAAAAUUAUCAAAAUUAUCAAAAUUACACAAAAUUGGAAAGUAAUAGGAUACUUUAAUAACCAAACCACAAUGGAAAAAGCAGUGGAAAGUUCUAUAGAGGAGAAAGACAUCUCAAAGAUUUGGAUGGUUAGAAAUGCUAAGACGAUUUAUAAAAGUGGAAAACGGAACGUAGAAAAUGAGAUCAACAAGAAAGACAAGAAAGAAAGUAAAGUGAAGAAAAUGAGUAAGGAAGGAACUAUUCAAUCAUUAACAUUCACUUUAAGGGAGGAUAAUGUCCCAUCACCACAGACGCCGCUGAAAAGAAUUUAUAUGGGGCUCUCAAAUAUGGUGACAAGAAAGGGACGACAAAUAGGAAGUAUAAUCACGAAUGAUGAUGGUAGUCCACGAAAAGAUGAAGAUGUUGUGAAGACGAUCCAAAGAUGGCGUUGGAGAGAGAAACAACAAAGAGAUACUGAUAGCGAGAAGAGUGAUAAUAAGAUAGGUCUUGCGAGUUUAGGAAAUCUAGAAGCAGCACCUCUGAAACGCGACAAUGUCACACCCGACGAAGUCGUUAAGAUCAUCAAAGAUAUGAGAGCGGAACAAAAGAUUAAGUGCACUCCAUAUCAAGCAUCUAAUAACAAAUUAUCGAGGAAAAAUUGGAGGAAUUGCAAUCAAUUUUUUUGGAAAAAGAUAAUGAGAUGGAAUGGAAAAGGAUCAAUGGAGAGGCUAUACAAUGAAUAAAAAAUGAACAUAACUUGACGCCACAAAACGUCAAGCAAUGGGCAUUAAAAACAAAUAAUUUCAUGUUGUUAGGCUAAAAAAUUAUCAGCGUAGCAGAGCAAAGCAAGAUCUUACAAGAAUAUACUACGAUUAAUGAAGGUUGCGUGAAACGGUUGAAGGACGAAAAUUGGAGAACCGACGCAAAAGAAAUUGGAGAGAAACGCCCGGUUCCCGAAAUACCUUCACCAAAAGAAUAUGGAAAUUUACAAGAAAAGGAUGAAAGAAGAAA
Messenger RNA from Rhizophagus irregularis DAOM 181602=DAOM 197198, 1158 nucleotides. The record is from RefSeq and is a predicted model, not a curated record. Lineage: Eukaryota; Fungi; Glomeromycota; Glomeromycetes; Glomerales; Glomeraceae.